Molecule: messenger RNA, 3257 nt
Organism: Otolemur garnettii (small-eared galago)
Lineage: Eukaryota; Metazoa; Chordata; Mammalia; Primates; Galagidae
Gene: SUPT20H
Product: SPT20 homolog, SAGA complex component
Exons: 24
Coding region: 441-3086 (881 amino acids)
Biological process (GO): regulation of transcription by RNA polymerase II
Cellular component (GO): SAGA complex
Molecular function (GO): transcription coregulator activity
Source: RefSeq, a predicted model, not a curated record
CCCAUAGAAAUGUUACAUUAAAGGUUCUCUGCAUUAAUGCAUUAUAAAUUUCUGUGUUGAUAUUAGUGACCACCAAAACCACUCCCAAUUUUUAGGAUUUUUAGCAGAUAAGGUGAGUUUAGUUUUUGAUUCACUUUGGUUAUUUCCUUUAUGACCAGUUUAUUUUCUUAAAAGGUGCUCACAGAAUGGUGAAGGAAUUAGUUUAUAAAGUGGUGAUAGCUACCAUAUCCAGCCCUCCCCUGUAUCAGCCUCACAAACACUGACCAGAGACACCAUUUGAGCAUUUCUUAUCAAGGUUACAGUUCAGGUGCUGACGACUGUCAUAUUUUUUUGUGUUAACAUAUGUUGGUCAUAUAAUGGGGGUGGAUAAGAGAAAAGAAAAUACAUUAGACCUGUUUUAGAAAAUGAAACACAUUUAAACACUUAAUUAGAAAUGUUAAAUGUAUAUUAAAUUAUUUUUCAUGAAAAUAACUAAUAUUACCAAAUACACUAUUUACUUUUUACAGCAACAAGCUUUAGAACUAGCUUUGGAUCGUGCAGAGUAUGUCAUUGAAAGUGCCCGACAGAGACCUCCUAAAAGGAAAUACCUGUCAAGUGGAAGAAAAUCUGUAUUUCAAAAGCUUUAUGACUUAUAUAUUGAAGAAUGUGAAAAAGAGCCUGAGGUUAAGCAGAAAUUAAGAAGAAAUGUGAACUUGUUAGAGAAGCUUGUUAUGCAAGAGAAUUUAUCAUGUUUAGUGGUCAAUCUAUACCCAGGAAAUGAGGGAUAUUCUCUGAUGCUCAGGGGAAAAAAUGGAUCAGAUUCUGAGACCAUUCGAUUGCCUUAUGAAGAAGGGGAAUUGCUUGAAUACUUGGAUGCAGAAGAAUUACCUCCUAUUUUGGUUGAUCUCCUAGAAAAAUCUCAGGUUAAUAUUUUUCAUUGCGGGUGUGUCAUAGCAGAAAUACGUGAUUAUAGGCAGUCCAGUAACAUGAAAUCUCCUGGUUACCAAAGUAGGCACAUUCUCUUACGUCCAACAAUGCAGACUUUAAUCUGUGAUGUACAUUCAAUAACAAGUGAUAAUCAUAAAUGGACCCAGGAAGACAAACUUGUGCUUGAGAGCCAGCUGAUCCUAGCUACAGCUGAACCACUAUGUCUUGAUCCUUCUAUAGCAGUAACUUGCACUGCAAACAGACUGCUCUAUAAUAAGCAAAAGAUGAACACUCGCCCAAUGAAAAGAUGUUUCAAGAGAUACUCCAGGUCAUCUCUGAAUCGGCAGCAGGAUCUGUCUCAGUGUCCUCCACCUCCUCAGCUGAGAUUACUUGAUUUCUUAGAAAAAAGAAAGGAAAGAAAAGCAGGUCAGCAUUAUGACCUCAAAAUUUCUAAAGCAGGAAAUUGUGUAGAUAUGUGGAAACGGAGUCCCUGUAAUUUGGCCAUGCCUUCUGAAGUGGACGUGGAGAAAUAUGCUAAAGUAGAAAAGUCUAUCAAAUCUGAUGACUCACAACCAACAGUCUGGCCAGCCCAUGAUGUAAAGGAUGAUUAUGUAUUUGAAAGUGAAGCUGGUAAUCAAUAUCAAAAAACAAAACUGACCAUCUUGCAGUCACUUGGUGAUCCCCUUUACUAUGGUAAAAUACAGCCAUGUAAGGCAGAUGAAGAAAGUGACAGCCAGAUGUCUCCAUCACCCUCCUCCACAGAUGAUCAUUCAAAUUGGUUUAUUAUUGGAUCAAAGACUGAUGCUGAGAGGGUAGUUAAUCAGUAUCAGGAAUUGGUCCAGAACGAAGCCAAAUGUCCAAUCAAGAUGUCACACAGCUCCAGUGGCUCAGCCAGUCUAAGUCAACUUUCUCCAGGGAAAGAAACAGAACAGCCUGAGACUGUGUCAGUUCAGUCUUCAGUACUGGGGAAAGGAGUAAAGCAUCGUCCUCCACCCAUCAAACUUCCCUCAAGCUCAGGAAAUAGUUCCUCAGGUAACUAUUUUACACCACAACAGGCAAGCAGCUUUCUUAAAUCUCCAACUCCUCCUCCUUCUUCCAAGCCACCGAGUCUUUCUCGGAAGUCAUCUGUGGAUCUCAGUCAAGGUAGCAUGCUUUCUCCAGCUACCCUGUCACCUGCCAGCUCAUCACAAAGAUCUGGAACUCCUAAGCCAUCUACUCCUACACCAACCCCUUCAUCGACCCCACACCCUCCUGAUGCUCAGAGCUCAACUCCUAGUACCCUUUCUGCCACCCCUACUCCCCAAGAUUCAGGCUUCACCCCUCAGCCCACUUUGUUAACUCAGUUUGCUCAGCAGCAAAGGUCUCUGAGCCAGGCAAUGCCUGUAACGACCAUUCCUCUUUCCACCAUGGUAACAUCUAUAACUACAGGAACUACGGCCACCCAGGUCAUGGCAAAUUCUACUGGACUUAACUUCAUCAAUGUAGUGGGCUCUGUUUGUGGGACCCAGGCUUUGAUGAGUGGUUCAAACCCCAUGUUGGGCUGUAACACUGGUGCCAUAACUCCUACAGGAAUAAACCUGAGUGGACUUCUGCCCUCAGGAGGUCUUCUACCAAAUGCAUUGCCUAGUGCGAUGCAGACAGCUUCACAAGCAGGUGUUCCAUUUGGUUUAAAAAAUACUUCAAGUCUCAGGCCCUUAAAUCUCCUCCAGCUUCCAGGUGGUUCACUCAUUUUUAACACCCUGCAGCAACAGCAGCAACAGCAGCUAUCUCAGUUCACGCCACAACAACCUCAGCAGCCUACAACUUCAAGUCUUCAGCCACCUGGGGAGCAGGGUUCUGAACAAGGUAAAACCACUCAAGAACAGGCCUUAUCUGCUCAGCAAGCUGCUGUUAUUAACCUUACUGGAGUAGGAAGUUUUGUGCAGUCACAGGCAGCUGUGUUGUCUCAGCUUGGCUCUGCCGAGAACAGACCUGAGCAAAGCCUUCCUCAGCAGAGAUUCCAGCUCUCCUCUGCCUUUCAACAGCAGCAGCAACAGAUACAACAGUUGCGAUUCUUACAGCACCAAAUGGCUAUGGCGGCAGCAGCAGCACAAACAGCGCAGCUACAACGUCAUCGGCAUACAGGCAGCCAGUCAAAAAGUAAAAUGAAGAGAGGCACGUCAACCACCCCAAAAUUCUGAGUCUUGCAUUAUUUUUUUUUUUAAACAUAAGAGCAUUGAAUCAAAAGAUUGAGUUUCUACUUCAUUUUUGUUUUUUAAUGUGUCAGUGUUUUACAUUGCUAGAUGUACAAACUUUAUACAGAAGCACAACCCUAUGAUUUUUAAAUAAAAACAGGGAAAUGGUUUAACAAA